Myxocyprinus asiaticus (Chinese sucker) is the source of this 6977-nucleotide messenger RNA. Its product is annotated as histone-lysine N-methyltransferase PRDM16-like. The transcript has 14 exons. Lineage: Eukaryota; Metazoa; Chordata; Actinopteri; Cypriniformes; Catostomidae. Gene Ontology annotation, biological process: regulation of transcription by RNA polymerase II. Bases 10 to 3462 code for a protein of 1150 amino acids. Gene Ontology annotation, molecular function: DNA-binding transcription factor activity; RNA polymerase II cis-regulatory region sequence-specific DNA binding. The record is from RefSeq and is a predicted model, not a curated record.
UUACAGGUAAUGGACAACAUGGGAAAUGUGAAGUUCUGUCUGGAUGAAGCUCUGGAGGCCAGUGGGGGCUGGCUCAAAUAUGUGCGCACAGCCCCGUCCCACGAAGAGCACAACCUGACCAUAUGCCACAUCAGUGGAGAUCAGAUCUAUUAUAAAGCUAUUAGAGAUAUCGAAGUAGGGGAGGAGUUACUACUUUACAUGAAGGACGGAGUUUUCCCCCAGGGCUCAAUGGCACCUAACAUGGAAGAUGAGCAGAUGUAUCGCUGUGAACACUGUGACGAGCUCUUCACCUCAAAGCUGGAGUUGCGGCGGCAUCAGAAAUACUCCUGCAGUAGCAGCAACUCCAUCUUUGACUCGCUAAGCGAAGACUUCAAACAGGAGUGCGAAGACAGUGAUGAGCCAGUGCACGAGUGCAAAGACUGUGAAAAGAUCUUUCCUAGCGAGUACAGUCUCGGGCAGCAUAUGAUCGUACACACAGAGGAGAGAGAAUAUAAGUGUGACCAAUGCCCCAAAGCCUUCAACUGGAAAUCCAACCUCAUUCGUCAUCAGAUGUCACAUGACAGUGGCAAGCGCUUUGAGUGUGAAAACUGUGAUAAGGUGUUCACAGACCCCAGCAACCUCCAGCGGCACAUCCGCUCUCAGCACGUCGGGGCCCGAGCCCACACCUGCCCUGAGUGUGGCAAGACCUUUGCCACCUCCUCAGGCCUCAAGCAGCACAAGCACAUACACAGCAGUGUCAAGCCUUUCAUCUGUGAGGUGUGUCACAAAUCGUAUACCCAGUUCUCAAACCUGUGCCGUCACAAACGGAUGCAUGCAGACUGCCGCACCCAAAUCAAGUGUAAAGACUGUGGGCAAAUGUUCAGUACUACCUCGUCCCUCAACAAGCACCGGCGCUUUUGCGAGGGCAAGAACCAUUAUAACCCCGGAGGCAUAUUCACAUCGGGCAUACCAAUGACCUCAAGUCCCAUCUUAGGCAAGUCGAAGUCUCAUCCCGGCCUGAAUCAUGCUGGACUUGGCUUUGGCGAUUACUUCCCAUCCAGGCACCAUCAUGCAGGGCUGUCCUUUUCCCCAGCGCCCCCUGCAUUCCCAGCCAUGUCCCACGGCUUCCCAGGGAUCUUUCAUCCAUCAUUAUUUCCAAGACCUCCAUUGUUACCCCCUAGUCCACUGCUAAAGAGCCCACUUAGUAACACUCAAGAUGGGAAGCUGCCUCCUCUUGAUGCUCCUACACUUUCCAUGGUCUCGUCCAUUAGCAACAGCAACGGCAAUGUCGGAAGUGGCCUCAGCAGCCUGUCGGAAGAGAAUCGAGAGUCCAAACUGGACUUGUCAUUCCCAGACAACAAGAAUAAAGUGAAGAUGAAUGACAUGUCUGAUGGUAGUGACUUAGAAGAUGUGAACACAUCCAGUGGUACGGAUCUAGACACCACAACUGGCACGGUGUCUGGCUCCGACAUAGAAAGUGAGGCAGAGAGCGAACGGGACAAGAGUAGAAGGAAACCGGUGCAUGAGAGCAAGCAGGAUGAAGUCAGCAGCAGUUCAAUGUCGAUCUCCAGUUCAGGGAACCUCCCUUGUGAGCGCCCUUUCCUCUCCUCACAGCAUUCCUUUUUCCCACCUCCAGAAGAGCAAGCACUUCCACCCUCCAGUGCCACAACUGACUCCAUUAAAGCCAUCGCCUCAAUUGCAGAAAAGUAUUUUGGCCCAGGCUUCAUGGGCUUGCAGGAGAAAAAGAUGGGCUCCUUGAACUACCAUUCCAUGUUCCCUUUCCAGUUUCUGCCCAACUUCCCACAUUCCUUGUACCCCUUCACAGACAGAGCACUCAAUCCUGGCAUGUUCUUCAAACCUGAGCCCAAAUCCCCUCGUGAGCACAAACAGAAAUUGCCUACAGCCACUGCGGAUUCCCCCUUCGACCUUACCACCAAACCCAAGGAGGUCAAACCUCUCCCUCCGCCUCCCAGCAAGCCCACAUUGCCAUCCAACACACUCCUGGCCCCAGGCGAGGAGCAACCUCUGGACCUCAGUAUAGGUAGUCGAAGCCGAGCUAGCCAGAAUGGUGGCACACCUGAACAGCGCAAGAAUCACGUCUACGGCACAAACUGCAAAGCAUCUAAAGAUGAGCAUCCAACAUUAACUCAGUCCCAGAGCUUGCACCAGCCCCAGAUGCCUCAACUUCCAGAAUCCCUCCUCCAGCCACCUCCUUCCCAGCAGCAGCCAUCAUUCCACUACGCCAAGCCCUCGCCGUUCUUCAUGGACCCCAUCUACAGGGUGGAGAAGAGGAAGAUUUUAGACCCAGUAGGAGCUCUAAAGGAGAAAUACCUGAGGCCGGCACCACUACUCUUCCAUCCUCAGGUGUCUGCCAUGGAAAACAUGACUGAGAAGUUGGAAAGCUUUAGUGCUCUGAAACUGGAUGCUCCCAAUUCCCUCCAGCACUCCUCACACCACCUCUUUGACUUCCGCUCCCCGCCUCCCUCUCUCUCCGACGCUAUCUUACGCAAAGGCAAGGAGCGAUACACUUGCAGGUACUGUGGGAAAAUCUUUCCCAGGUCAGCUAAUCUUACAAGGCACUUACGAACACACACAGGAGAACAACCAUACAGAUGUAAAUACUGUGACAGAUCAUUUAGCAUCUCUUCCAACCUCCAGCGACAUGUUCGUAACAUUCACAACAAGGAAAAACCCUUCAAGUGCCACCUUUGCAAUCGCUGCUUUGGUCAACAGACUAAUCUGGACCGCCACUUAAAGAAACAUGAACAUGAAAAUAUUCCAGUGAGUCAGCAGUCUGGGAUCCUCUCAAAUUUAGGAACAAAUAUUUCCUCACCAAACUCGGAGUCUGACAAUCAUGCACUUUUGGAUGAGAAGGAGGACUCGUAUUUCUCAGAGAUCAGGAACUUCAUCUCCAAAAGUGAGAUGAACCAAGCCUGCAGCUCCUCAGAGAAAAGGACGGAGCUGACAGAGGAAGAGCAUCCUCAAUGUCACACUCACACUGCCUCCAAACUGGAGGAUGAGGAAGAGGAGAUGGAGGGAGAUGAUGAAGAUGAGGAAGGCUCAUUGACAGAAAAGUCACAGGACGAGACGGCUUCUCCCGCCACUAUGGUGCAGGGCACUUACGAGGACGAAGAGGAACCGACCCCUCUCCCAAUGUCUUACGAACACACGCGCAGGUGUAUUGAGGAGGAUGCAGGCCUAUUAGAUCUGGAACCUCUGGCUGAUUUCCCCAAAAGCCUGGAAUUCCAUAAAGCUGGCGAGGAGCCCUAUGACAUUAAAGACAUUUUUAGCACCUCAGUAGAGCCGGAGGCACUGAAAGAAACUCUAUUCAGGCAGGCUAAAACCCAGGCUUAUGCAAUGAUGCUCUCUUUGUCUGAGAACAACAAUCUACAUGCACCCUCCCAGAACUCCUUGGAUGCUUGGCUCAACGUAGGAGGAGGGUCUUCAGAAACAAGCUCCUUUCACCCCCUCAACAACAUCUGAGAACACGAACAAGGCAAAAGAAAAGUGAGAAGUGAGUGGAGGAAGAUAGAGAGGAAGAUAGAGCUUGUGAAGUCCAACGGUGCCACAGUAGAACCACCACUAUGUGUGUAAGGAGGGAAGGGCUGUAGAGAUAGCAGACCGUACUGUUGGGUGAAACAGACACAGGAUCCAGUCACAGAUGGGAGAUUGUAUUCCAAAGCAGUAAAACAAGAAUGAAAUCAUCUAUUCCCAGCCAUACAACAAAUUUUCUGUCUGCAACUAGCCACAAUAGUGAUGUUCUCUCAAUAGCAGCUCAUAUCUAGAGGAGAUACUGCAUUUGAAUGACUCAAAAUCACCUCAUUUUCAAUUAUAUGCAUUUAACAGAGACUGCUCUCAAGGCUUGUAUGUUUUUUCAUGUAAAUGAAGCAUCCAUGUUCCUGUAGAAGCCCGAGCUGUGUUGGGUAGUGGACAUUUCAACAGUUUCUAUACAGCAUUCCAUCCUCAAGUUGUUCUUGUUCAAAGGUUUCAUUUAUAUAAACUCACAGCUGAAGUCUUAGAUCAUUAGAAUACAAAUAAACAUUCAUUUUAAUGGCAAUAGAAGCACUUAAGCCCAUAACUAGCAUGCUAACUUCCCCCUGAGGCUAACCUCCAUUCGAGCGCCACCAUCAAAAUGUCAAUGCUGGAAGUCACUGGGAUACCUUGUGAUUUUUUUAAUUAAACCGCACAAUUUUGUCUCGUCCCUUCAACCGUAAGAGCAGGCAAAUGUUCAUACGAUACAUUACGCAGCAUGGUUGUUCAAAGUGUAUAGCGUCAUUGACAUUGUAAGUAUUGUUAUGGUUAGUAUUUUAGCUGUAUACGGGCCUUUAGUCCAAACUGAAAGUUUGUUUUUUAAAGUUAAAUUAUUCUCCAGUGGAGGCAAUUGGAAUACCUUUCCUCCUCCGUCUUGAAUUCAGUAAUAUUAUACUUUAUAUGUGAUUUGCUCCUCAGUAAACAGUAUUGUUUCUUUUCAGGCACAUCUGUGCUUAAAUGUUAAUAUAAUUCUUUAGUGAAGGACCAAAUUUGUACAAUGUUGUUGUAUGAUGUACAAAAUAAGUUAACAGAUUGUAGCAGAGUGUUGUGUGCCAAAUAACCCCCUUUUCUUUGACAAUCAUUUUUCGACCCCAAGUGAUCGCCUCCACUGUUAGUAGUAUUUUCUUUGUUGUUGAUUUCUUAGCAUUGAUGAGUGUUUGUCUUUUAUUUAUUUACUUUUUCUUGUUUGAUUUUUUUGGAAUAAUGGAAAAAAAAUGAAGAAAAAAAAUGUUCUACCCACUCUUUUGAAGGAAUGAAAUGACUGAAAUAUCAUGGAGAUUCUGAAUUUUUCAUCAUAGAGCAACAAGUUUGCCAAAAUCUGAAUUACCAAAUCAUGUGUUUCAUUUAUGACCACGUAAUCUUUAGGCAUCAAAUGUGUCUAUGAAGUCUGGUUUUUGAUACAUCCAUUAAGACAUCGGGAAUAUGUGAUUUUUAAAAAAAUGGUUGACAUUCUUGAAUCCAGUGUUUUGAUUAAAACAUCAGGUAACUCAAAUAGAGGGGCAUUAUAUGUUGACCUUUUUACACAUGUUAUCCCUCAAAGUCAAACAUCAAAUGUCUUCAUAAAGAAAAUGCAGUGCAGUAUAUCUGGUUUUAUAUCUGGGAAGAGCCAUUAAGGUCAGCUGGUGGUAAAUAUCAUAAUAACCAAUAGGCAUUUGUAUCAACUUCAUUUUAACCUUCAAAGAAAAGACACCACAAUUGAGGCCACAUCCACACUAAUCUGUUUUCAUUUGAAAACUCAGUUUUCUGAAGUGUGCGGUAACGGGAGAGCGUUCUCGAAACCAAUGCGUUUUCAAACGAAAACUGAUUAUUGUGAAAGUGGCCUGAGAGGACUACAAAGGGAUCGUCAUCAAAUGGUGAGAAGCGACAGUUAAGUUCACAAGAACAUAAAGCUUUCUGAGAGAUACCCUGAUAGAUCCGUUUGAGUCCUCAUCCAACUCCUCUGAACUGUGAAGCCAGCAGAUGAAUCGUAAACAACUGAAUGCAUAUCAUGAAUGUGUAGAGUAGAUUUAAUAAGUAGGUUACCAGGCAAAAUUUCUGCUAAAGUUACCUUCUCGUGAAUGUCUGUUUGGGACUAUUUUUGAUCAGGAAUUUAUACCUUUACUACUACUCUCCUCACUACCUUCUGUUGGGAUUUUUAAAGACUUUAAACACCACCCAGAGAACACCACAUACUCUAAAAUAAGGAUUUAAUUAGAGCUCACCUUUGUCAUACCUAACACAUACAUGCCUUGUUCAUACUUUCCGUUUCAUCUGAGCUCUUAUUUUAGGAUUUUAAAUGUAACUUUUGAGGCAAGGCUGGUUUUAACAAGCACUUUAGAUCAUAGGUAAAAAAAAAAAAAAAAACAGCAAAGAAUGUUCAAGUUUUGUCAGAAGAACUUGUCAUUUAGGAACAAUAGGAAUAUUCUAUUUCCACUGCAGACACCACAUGAGAUGCAUUUUACUGGCCUAUAGGAAUUUUCUGGAUCACACAGUGUAAAAACCAGGUGGCGCUCUGUCUCUUUGUACCCUGUUUCAUACCGUAUCGUCCUACGAUAUGAUUUACUCAGGCCUUUGAGUAAAAAGCCUUGUGUGAUGCAUAGAAAUGCUGGGGAUUUAAUGGAAUUCUGAGUAUGGAGAAAGUCAUGUCACAUACUACUGUACUUAGCAAGCGCUGUAGAUGGAGAAGAAAUUGACCCACUUUUUUAAAAUCUAAAUGGACAAAUGGUCAAACAAUGAACUGGGAUGUUAUUCAUGACCCAGUGUUACAUAAAAAAACAAAUGUAUUAUAUAUAUAAAAAAAUCAAAUAAAAAAACAUAGAUUACAUGGUUUCUUUAUAAAAAAAAAAAUAAAAAAAUUAAAAAAAAGACUAUAGAAUUUCAAAAUAAUAAUAAUGAUGAUGAUGAUGAUGAUGAUGAUGACAUUGCAUAAGUCCGAAAAUUCACUUAAAACAUGGGUUGGAAAAUAGAUGGUGCUUGUUUCAUUUGGAUCUGAGUUGUAUAUUGCUUCUGUUAUGUUUAUUAAAAGAUAUUGUGCAUGACUUGUGUUUUAGAGGUCAUAAUGGUGUCCAUUUGUGAAAUGUGUAUCUUAAAUUAAAAAGAAAUGAAAAAAAAAAAAAAAGAAUAAAAAAAAAUAUGAAUUUGUAGAUGCACUUAUUGUACAUGUGGUUAGGUUAGUUGGUUUGACUUUAAGUUCUGUUUACUGCCUUAAAUACAAUGGGCAGAUGGCUAUUGAACUGAACAAUAUGCUUGUGGGAGAGAAAUAAUGACAAAAUUUUAAGGAUUGUAGAAUAAUACUGAAAAUUCUGAAGUUCUUUUUUGAUGCUUGUGAUUACUGAAGAUGUACUUUAGAGCAAUUUCAUGGAAAAGACAUGAUUCUGAUGUUAAUUCUGUAGAAUAGACAUGUAUACCAAAUGUAAUCUUUCCAAUGCUAUGAAGAAUUUAUACAUGAAAUUGAUAUGCAAUAAAAACCUGUGUGCUUUUUAUAUGAA